CGCCUAGCUAGCUUCCCUCACAAGCAGCAAGGCGGGAGCGAACACGCCGGCGACCGUUAGCUCGACGCCUCGACCGACCUCCGCGCCGUCGCUCCGCCCUUGCAAAGCCGCAGCCGCGCGCUUUUAUGCUCGCGGCAGCUCGGUUUGUGGUCUCUACUAGCGGUAUCCUCUCGCCCUCGGACCUUUCUGCGAAAGCGAAGAUUCCGGUAUGGAGGUGGAGGCGACGCCCACGACGGCCGUGUCAUCUUCCGGCGUGGCCGCGCAGCUGCCGCCGCCCGGCCCGCCCGCCAAGAAAAAGCGUGCCCUCCCCGGCAUGCCAGAUCCUGACGCGGAGGUGAUCGCGCUGUCGCCCAAGACGCUGCUGGCGACGAACCGGUUCGUGUGCGAGAUCUGCAACAAGGGGUUCCAGCGGGACCAGAACCUGCAGCUCCACCGGCGGGGCCACAACCUGCCGUGGAAGCUGCGGCAGCGGAGCGGCAAGGAGGUCCGGAAGCGGGUGUACGUGUGCCCGGAGCCCAGCUGCGUGCACCACGACCCGUCGCGCGCGCUCGGCGACCUCACCGGGAUCAAGAAGCACUUCUGCCGCAAGCACGGCGAGAAGAAGUGGAAGUGCGACAAGUGCUCCAAGAAGUACGCCGUGCAGUCGGACUGGAAGGCGCACGUCAAGACCUGCGGCUCCCGCGAGUACCGCUGCGAUUGCGGCACCCUCUUCUCCCGGAGGGACAGCUUCAUCACCCACCGCGCCUUCUGUGACGCGCUUGCCGAAGAGAGCGCCAAGGCGCGGGCGGAGGCGCCUUCCGCGGAGGAUGGGAGCUCGGCAGCCGCCGUGGUUCCGCCACCGGCACCCCCGCCUGCGCCGGCGCCACUGCGACAGCAACCGCCCCCGCCUGCGCCGCAUCAUGCGGAGCCACGUAAUGAGACUGACACGAAUGCGACUGAGGCCGUCCAGUUCGCGCCGCCGCCUCCGCCACCGCCGCCGCCUCCGCCACCGCCGCCGCCGCAGUUACAGGUACCGGUGCUUUCGCAAGCUUCGGUGAGCGCUGCUGCCAACGUUGGCGCCAGCAGCAGCAGCAGCAGCGUCGCGGGGACGUCGCAGAGCCUGCUCGGCGGUAUGUUCGCGCCGUCGUCGAUGGCGUCAGCGCCGCAGUACGCGGACCUCGGCGGCCGGCCGGAGCGCGCCCAUCCCGCCAAGCCCCCGCCGCUGUGCCUCGCCACGGACGCAUCGUCGUCGAUCUUCUCGGCGGCGCCGGCGGUGACCGCCGAGCGCCAGCAGUUCGCGCCGCCGCCUCCGUCCCCGUCCCCGUCCGCACACAUGUCGGCCACCGCGCUGCUGCAGAAGGCCGCGCAGAUGGGCGCCACCUCGUCGAGCUCCUCGUUCCUGCGCGGGCUGGGCCUGGACGUCUCCUCGUCGUCGCCGGGCGCCUCGUCGUCAGGCCAGCAGCACCAGCACCAGGAGGCCAUGCGGGUGUCACUCCCGGACGCCUCGCUGCAGCAAUGGCCGCCGCGGCUGGAGCUGGAGCCGGCGCCAAUGCUGUCGGCCGGGCUCGGCCUUGGGCUGCCGUACGACUCCACCGGGGCUCAGGUGAGCCUGCCGGAGCUCAUGAUGGGCCAGUCGUCUCUGUUCAGCGGGAAGCCGGCGACGCUGGACUUCCUGGGGCUCGGGAUGAGCCCGUCGGGCGCGUCGGCAGGACGAGGCCUCCCCGCGUUCGUCCAGCCCAUCGGCGGCAUGGCCGGGACCGGGGCCGGCGCAGCCGAGACGUUCGGCGCCGGGCGUGGCGCGCAGGCAACGCCGUGGGAGAGGAAUCCGAGUAGCUCGCCGAUCCUGUAACUAAAAACUUGGAUAGCAAUGCAAGUAGUUUGGAUUGAACCCCAGGCGCUGUGAUUUUGGGCAAAAGGAAGAGGAAACAGUAGACGCCAGGUUCGAUUAGCAGCUACGUAGUCUUAUGUUGCACUGCCGGUUCUUGCUGUUCUUUUGUUUCUCUUAGCUCGGUACGAAGAAACUCACUCACUCUCCUACAAGAAUGCUGCUUUGCACUUGCUUCCUCCCGAGUCCCGUCGCUUGCCGUUGUCUCUUCCCGAUUGCUUCCUUGCGCUUGUCGUGCUGCCGCCACUGCCGCGGCAUUUAAGCGCGCGGCACAGCGGCAACGCAAAAGUGGACCGCGAAAAUAAAUGGGAUUGGUUGC
This is a messenger RNA of Zea mays, 2183 nucleotides long. RefSeq lists its product as uncharacterized. Gene Ontology annotation, molecular function: DNA-binding transcription factor activity. Bases 209 to 1828 code for a protein of 539 amino acids. Gene Ontology annotation, cellular component: nucleus. NCBI's taxonomy places the organism in Eukaryota, Viridiplantae, Streptophyta, Magnoliopsida, Poales, Poaceae. The transcript has 4 exons. The record is from RefSeq and is marked provisional.